Gigantopelta aegis is the source of this 2755-nucleotide messenger RNA. Its product is annotated as minichromosome maintenance domain-containing protein 2-like. Gene Ontology annotation, biological process: double-strand break repair via break-induced replication. The record is from RefSeq and is a predicted model, not a curated record. NCBI's taxonomy places the organism in Eukaryota, Metazoa, Mollusca, Gastropoda, Neomphalida, Peltospiridae. The coding region runs from base 276 to 2324 and encodes 682 amino acids. The transcript is spliced from 21 exons. Gene Ontology annotation, molecular function: ATP binding; single-stranded DNA helicase activity; DNA binding.
CUUUUAUAAACGUGGGUCAUUGCUAAUUUUGGUGUUGACAACAGCAGUAAAUCUGACAUAUUAUUUCUUUGGUAUUAUUUACAAUCAGUUAAAAGUAGCAUCUGAUCAGACAUUUUCUUUCUUUUUAGAAUAAAGAACGUAAUUAAGUUUCUAAAGCGCGUUUUAUAAAAUUUACCGUCGACGUCCCAAACUUGAAACUGCGUUCACCUAACCACAGAUGAGUCAAAAUAAACAGAUGUGCUGAAGCAACCUACCUUAUUCCUUGAGUAUUAUAUAUGGAAGAUAAAGAAUUUAGACUUUGCCUUUUGAAAUCAGCAGUUGAAUAUUUGGAUUCCAGUGGAAAUAUACCACAUGUCAAAGUACUUUGUAGACAAUAUAAACAGAUUCAGGGUAUUCUUGUGUACACGUUCAAGAUCCACCUUGACCCCACUGUUGUCACUGAACAAAGCAGUGCACUUGGAAAUUUAGUGUUGGGCUUUCCAAUAAAAGCAGCUGACAUAUUCCAGGAGGUUAUUUUUCAGCUCAUUCAGCAGUUCAGUUUGCUUCCUGUAGAUACAACAGAGUCUCAGAUUUCAGUUGUACUUCGACUUACCUGUUUGCCGGCACCACUGCAGGUCUUACAGGUUUCAAAAGCCACAGAUCUUUCUAGGAACACUGGACAUGCAGGAUUUAUAAAGUUAACUGGAGUGGUCACGGGCUUCACUGGAAUAUCUAAAUACACGCAAAGCACGAAGUAUCUCUGUCCGUAUGAAGACUGCGAGGGCCAUUCAGGAAACCAGUACAUCAGAAUACACAUCCCAGGGGCAUCGGAAACGCAGACGAUUAGAAAUGACUUUAAAUGCAGGUUUUGUGGUUUAACUCUUGUUGAAGUAAAGUCGGCACGCACUAUAUCAGAUUGUCUACUGGCAGAAAUCAUACCCGAUCACUUGUUCACUGGAUUUGGUAACGCUGAGAAAAGCUUUAGAGGACAGUCUGUUCUAGUUUACCUCAGAGAUGAUUUGUGUCUCAAAGUUCAACCAGGCCUCAAAUAUGAAGUCAUUGGAUUGGUGAGAAAGGAUUUAAUUGGAGAACAAGUGACUCUGGCAAUUGAGGCUAAUAACAUCAUAGAGCUGAGUCGUGUUGCAUUACCAAGUGUGAUAGUGUCCACAUUACCUAAAAGUAUUACUAAUCUGCUUGCAGACAGACAGAGUUCAGCCUGGAGCUUUUCACUCAGUCUCGCAUACAUGUUUGCAGGUGAUAUUGUACCUCCAGGAUCAUUUCUGAAAUUGAAAUUAAGUCUGUUGCUGAGUUUGGCUGUAGCAGCAAAUAAUGAUAAACAGCUGCAUGUUCUUGCUAUGGGGAAGGAGACUCAGUAUCUACACCGACUGAUGGAAUAUGGCAAGACGUUUUCUAACCAGCCUGUUACAUACACAGCCGGGAACUAUCUCACUGCUAAUGUGACCAGUGACAGACAUGGCAUGGCUCAAUACUUCAUUGAAGUUGGGUGUUUGCUGCUGGCGGCUGGUGGUGUGUGUUGCAUCAAUGAUUUGUCUCGGCUGAAGAAAUCUGCACGAGAGCAGUUGCAGUCAGUUCUUGCCAAUAAUAAAAUCAGCUUGGAACUGGGAUCAAAGCACACAGGAGGUCUUCCACAAUAUUUGACUUACCCGCUGCAGUGUCAAGUGUGGGCGUUUGCCGAUUCUACCACCCACAGAAAGCCUCAAAACCAGUCAGAGGUUUUCAUCCAUGGAGAAACAGGAAACAUCUCAAAACUCAUGCUUGAUGCAUUUGGAUUGGUUCUCUUCACAGAUGCAACAGACAGUUCUUCCAUCGAUGAUAUUGAUAACCAAAUGACUUGUUUUACAAUUUAUUCUGCCAUGAAUCCCGGAGAAAUAAAAAAUCUGAUACCUAUCACAAGAGAAGAUUUUUUGGAGUUUUUCAGAUACAUCCAACAAAUCAGAACGAAGAUGACAUCUAGUGCUGAGAAACUGCUUCAGAAUUAUUACCUCACCAGCAGGAGAAACAGAAGUUCUAGAGCUGACAGUACUGAGGUUCCGGUGACAGCUCUUCAAACACUAAUCUCUCUGUCCCAUGGACAUGCAAAGCUCAGUUUGAGGAGGACAGUGCUAGAAGAGGAUGCGGUUAUAGCCAUUAGACUUUAUGAGGAAACACUAACUGCAAGAUUAGGAUUUUCUGUUUUGAGUGUCCAGCCAUGUCCACAUGUUCCCAGUAACAAUAUUGGUGGUCACUUAGGACAUCAGAACGAUGUCAUGAUGAAAGAGUUCCACGUACAUCUGCUGAAAUUGUGUGCCAGUGCAUUCAGCCCAUCUGGAGGGCCAGAGGAAUAAAUAUCAGUAUUUGUGCACAAUAAACACUUCAAAGUAUUGAAAAUGAUUUGUUCCCUCACAGUAGUGAAUAUAUAAUACAAUUACCAGUAACCACUUGUUACUUGUGGACAAAUUAUCAUAAAUAAAGUGAUUACAUUAUUAUUUAUGGAUCGGAUAUUUAAAAAAAAAUUAAGAGGUUUAAUCUGUGAUAUUAAACAUUUGUUAAGAGGUUUAAUGUGAUAAACAUUUGUGUUAAGAGACGAGGUUUCAAAAGAAUACAUUGCUACUCAAGGUAUAGGACCUGUGGUAAUUAAUCUAUGCAUGUUUUUCAUGGGUAAUUAAUAAGAAAGUAUUUCUCAUUUUAAGGAUGUUUCUUGUCUUAAUGUUCAAAGUUUGUUAAUAGUAUGAAAAACAGUUACCGUAAUCUGUAGAAUAAAAGAUGUUUAGUUUUC